AAGUCCAAGGCUUCAGUUAGCUGCUGAAUAUUUUGGCACCACACUUGUAAGGCCCGGCUUUGGGACCGGGGAGCCGAAGCCCAUGUGGCAAAGAGAGCCACUAGGGCUCCAAGCUCCCCUCCAGUCCUCUUCUCUUCUCUGCAACAACCGCUGACUCCCUUCCUUAGGGGCGUGGAUCAACGUCCCUUUCUCAUCCCCCAUUCACGAUCGGAAGUCUCGCGACUUCCUUCCAUGGCAGCAGUGACCCCGUCUUGCAAGAUUUAGACCGCGGCCGACCCUCUCGAUCUGUCUCUUUCGCUACUCUCUCUCCCUCUCUCUCUCUCCCGCGGUAUCACCUUGCCUCCCUCUCUCUCUCUCGCUGUCUCUAUCUCGCUCGACUUCUUCUUCUUCGGUGCUGGGGUGGCCGAGAUUUGCAGUUAGGGUUGCAAAAUAAGAGGGAAUGGAGACAAAGACAAGAAGAAAUGAAGGAGGAGAAGAAGGGGGGGAAGAAAAAAGGGUAGAAGAAGUGGAGGGUGGGAGGUGGUUGGAAUCUGAGAUGAAGAUAGAUUACGUGAGCUACGGAGGUGAACAUCAUUUACCACUUAUCAUGCGCCUGGUCGACCAAGAACUUAGCGAACCUUACUCCAUCUUUACCUACCGAUAUUUUGUCUACUUAUGGCCCCAGCUCUCUUUCCUUGCUUUCCACAACGGCAAAUGUGUUGGAACUGUAGUCUGUAAGAUGGGAGAGCAUCGCAAUAUUUUCAGAGGUUAUAUUGCAAUGCUUGUCGUCCUCAAGCCUUACAGAGGUCUAGGCAUUGCUACAGAACUUGUGACCAGAUCUAUUAAAGUCAUGAAGGAAUCAGGUUGUGAAGAGGUAACACUGGAAGCGGAAGUUACGAAUAAGAGUGCACUUGCAUUAUAUGGGCGGCUUGGCUUCGUUAGGGCGAAAAGACUUUUCCGGUACUAUCUUAAUGGAGUCGACGCUUUCCGACUGAAGCUAUUAUUUCCCCAAAACAGCCCAAAUGGUAAUCAUCAUAAUGCUGCACCAUCCGAGGAGGAGGGAAGCUUGUCUUGUAAUAAUUAAUUUUUAAUUUAACGUCUCUUCUUUUUUUAAUUGUUUUUUCCUUAAUUCUAUUAUUGAUUAUUGUAAAAACAACUUUUAUGACAAGUUCACCAAUCACUCAAGUAAUGUAGAAAUUUGUAGGAGAAUUAUUUUUGCCUAA
Messenger RNA from Diospyros lotus (date-plum), 1202 nucleotides. Its product is annotated as N-alpha-acetyltransferase MAK3. The record is from RefSeq and is a predicted model, not a curated record. Gene Ontology annotation, molecular function: protein-N-terminal amino-acid acetyltransferase activity. Gene Ontology annotation, cellular component: NatC complex. Gene Ontology annotation, biological process: N-terminal peptidyl-methionine acetylation. NCBI's taxonomy places the organism in Eukaryota, Viridiplantae, Streptophyta, Magnoliopsida, Ericales, Ebenaceae. Bases 440 to 1063 code for a protein of 207 amino acids. The transcript has 5 exons.